Molecule: messenger RNA, 3691 nt
Organism: Zerene cesonia (dogface butterfly)
Lineage: Eukaryota; Metazoa; Arthropoda; Insecta; Lepidoptera; Pieridae
Exons: 22
Coding region: 352-3633 (1093 amino acids)
Source: RefSeq, a predicted model, not a curated record
AUUACUUAUUCUGUGCUAACUUGACUAGUCAAGAGGUUUUUGACAAGCGACAAUCGUUUGGAUGUUGCGUUUUGGUAGAUUUUUAGUAAUCGAAAAUAGAAUCUUAGAAAUGUUCUAAUUUCUAUGUUUCAUUUGAUCAUCGGGGUAGAUUAUGCGAAUAUCAUAAUUGCAUUGUUAUUCUUAUCAAAUAUUCAUAUGAAUUGACCUGGCCAACGAAUGUAUCGACCAUUGUAAUAAGUAGCAACAGUAUUUUUAAGUUGUGUUAUUCAAGGAACAGUGAAGAUUUUUUUAAAUAGUGAAAAAUUGUUUAUGACCGUCCUGAGGUCAUAAACUAAAGUGUAGUGAAUCAAGAUGGAGCUCCCAGACUGCCCUCCUGGUGCAGAGGGAUAUCAAGAUUCUGUCACUGAAGUACCUAAGAAACCAGACUUAGAAACUAGUACCAAGGCUGAGCAGGAGUUUCUGGAACAUUUGAACAGUUUGAAGAUCAAGGUUGAAGAUGACUCGAUCAGGUGUAUGGUGGAGCGACGUGGGCGCGAUAUAUCGGGGAAAUGGAUCUACCUGUGCUUUCCUUGCGCAGCUGUAUGCAGCGGCGAGACUGUAUUACAGACUCACAUUUCGGGGAAAAAGCACAAAACAAAGUUAUCAUCUAAAACUAUUUGGCCGAAAUCUAUAUUCGAAGAGCAUCCUUAUCUCCUCAAUGAAAGGGGAGCAAAUUCUAAAUCUGGAGCCACAUCGAGCGUUCUCAAAAAGAUGGCUGAAGAAGUGAAUUUGCAUAAUGCUACAACGAUUGAGCAUAAGUAUAACUGUUAUAAGAGUCUGCCAACUCACAUUCAACAUAUUUUAGAUGAAACCAAAGCGCCUCUCUUAGGCGUGGAGUAUCUAGUGGAGCAUCCUCCAGAAGAGGCCCAUCACGAGCCCUCAUACGUCUGUACGCUGUGUAAUAAGCAUGGACACCCCCGAACCAUUGUCAACCAUCUCACGUGCUUUUGGCAUCGGCACACAUAUCUCGCGCACCACUUCCCGAAGGCGACGAACCUCCUGCAGCCGUACCGGCGCAGCCACAAGGCCGGCUACGCGAUGAUCGUGAGCCGCCUCGCGCACUGCAUCGAGCACAAGUACGGCCGCAUGAAGCCCGUGCACUGGCAGAAGGAGGAAUAUGAGGCUAACAAGGAUCAGAUACUAAAAUUGAUAUUCAAAGGGAAACAUUUUGCCGAGGUCGAGAACUGCACUUUUGAAGAAGUUGUUGAUAUUGAUUUACUAACUUCACUUGAUGCAGGUCGUGUACAACAAGUUCCACACGAACCAUCGCCACCGCGUGUUGCAGCGCCUUCGAAACCCCAAUUUAAGCCUAGUGAGGCUGGUCGAAAGCGUGAGAAUAUAUCGGUGGAGUCUCUGUCAGACCUUAGCGAAGAGGACGAAGCUACGAAAUUUGUGCGCUACGGGAAAGCUAAUUAUAGCUGGCCACCCCGUUUCCGACCGAAUAGACGUUUCUUUUUGGUGGGACGCCGAUUUUCUCCUUAUGGACGUGCAGAAGCCUCAAUACCAGUUAAAAACCGUAAAAUUGACACCAAUGCUAAUAACCAACGAGGGGACAAGAGGAGCCGGCCCGGAAAUUACGACUUUAAAGUGAAGAAAGCUAAAGAGCAGCGUAUGGAGGCAGAAGUGACGGCUAGAAAAAUGCUGGCCUACCAUGAGAAGAAUCCUGAAAAGCAUCCACUCUAUCCUGAGGAGUGGAAGAAGUUCUGGAACCGUCGCUAUAAGGAGUUGCAAGCAGAUGGAAAAGACCCGGCGAAGCACGACUUCAAACCGGAGUGGAUAACGUUCUGGACGGGGCGUAUGAAGGAGCUGCAUGAGGAGGAAUUGCGCAUCACAGUACACGAGAUAUAUCGCAAAUUCAGCCUCCCAGCACCCGAUGAUAAGGAACCGUCUCCGCCGAAAGAGGAGCCAAGAGUGGUGGAUAAGAGGAAGUCACCAAGACGUAUUUCUCCAUACAAACGGUUCGAGAGACGCAGGUCACCGGAGAGACGAAGGACGCCGGAACGUAGAAGGUCUCCAGAGAGAAGGAGGACGCCGGAGCGCAGACGCACGCCUGACAGACGGAGAACUCCUGAACGGCGACUUAGGUCGCCCGAAAGAAGGUCCAUCGAAAGGAGGGAUAGAUGGAUAAAGGAUCGCCGCACGCCACCUCGCAGACGCUCACCAGUUAGACAUCUCAAAACUAGAUCUAGAAGCCCUGUCUAUAGGAGCAGCCCGUUGCGCGCACGCGCGAGCCCGCUGUCGGCGCGUGACCGGCGGCGAAGCCCCGGCGGGCGGAACCCGAGCCCGCACCCGCCGCCCUCCAUGCAGACCGUGCUCAUAUCGGACGAUGAGCUCAAGCCCGAAGAGAACAAUAUGUCACCCUGGGACUCGGACGAUUCCUUGGGCUCGCUACCGGACGUGCCGGAGCCGCGCUCGCGCUCGCGCACCGGCAGCCUCGCGUCGCGCGCAUCGCGCAUGCGCCGACCCGACAAAGAGUUUCUACCCGAGCACAAAGACUUCAAAGAGCACAAGGACACUAUGAAUGAUUUUGGCGGUGCACCAGACAACGUGGUGGCCACGCUGCGGCUGCUGGUGGCGCUCGAGGACCAUCUGGGUAGCCUCGGGCCGAAGGUCGUUGAUCUGUUGGCGGAGGCGAUACGGAUGGAAAAGGAGAAGCCGAACGCGUCGGAGCAGCUGCUGGAGCGCGAGGCGGCGCUGGUGCUGAUCGAGACGGCGAAGGAGAAGCUGAAGGGCGCGCUGCAGGCCGGCCUGGUGGCUGGCGGCGCCGCGGCCGCCGCGCGCACCGCCGUCGUGCGCGCCGCCGCCACGCUGCACGAGGCGGACACGCGCGCCAGGAACACCCAGAAGGAAGCACAAGCGAGCGCGCAAAGUGCGGGCAAGAAGAGCGGCGUGCCCGUAGCGGGCGUGGGCGAGGUCGACCGCGAGGAGAUCGCGCAGCAGAUGGCCGCCGCGCUCAUCGCACAGGGCAAGACCGACGUGUCGUCCGAGGAGCUCGCGCAGCUGGUUGACGCUGUGGUUGGAAUGGCGGAAGCUAAAAAGAGAGAAGCGAAACUUAAAGAGCAGGCUCUAGUAAUAGAAGCAAAACCUCCGCCUGAUGAACCAAGUGCGUCAAGUGCAGCAUCUGCAUUGCAACUGUUACAAUCUGCUUAUGACGAUAAAAAGACCGACAAGGAAGACGCGGUGGACGCAAUGGACGGCCUUUCCGACUCCGACCUAGAGACGCUGCUGAAGAACUUCAACGAGCUGUCAGCAGAAGAGCAGCACAGUCUGAUAGCGUACUUAAAGAAGCUGGAGGCCCGCGAGCCGCAGCGCGUGGAGAGGCUGCGGCAGUACGUGAGCGCCGACGCACCGGAGCCGCGCGACCCGCCCGAGUUUCGCGAGCCUCGUGACCCCCGUGACUCUCGUGACCUCCGUGACCCCCCUGAGCCGCCCAAGGAGGACGUCAGGGUUGUCAACAUAGAGAGCGACGACGAUGAUUAUGCUGUGGAGGAGGUGGGUGUUUGUUCUCUUUUCCUAAUACUCAGGAAUAUAUUAAUUGUGGAAUUUUUGAUCGGACCGGUAAUUAAAAGAUUCAGUUUCUGGCAUAUUAUUUGAUAACCAGUUUCGAGAUAUCAAGUUGUUAGUUGUUUUGUUGAAUUAUUUACAAUAAACU